This is a messenger RNA of Python bivittatus (Burmese python), 516 nucleotides long. It is a transcript of the gene BOLA2B, whose product is annotated as bolA family member 2B. Gene Ontology annotation, molecular function: 2 iron, 2 sulfur cluster binding. Gene Ontology annotation, biological process: intracellular iron ion homeostasis; protein maturation. Gene Ontology annotation, cellular component: nucleus; cytosol. Lineage: Eukaryota; Metazoa; Chordata; Lepidosauria; Squamata; Pythonidae. The record is from RefSeq and is a predicted model, not a curated record.
CGGAAAUGAGGGAGCGGGUUGUUCUCUUUGAUUCGGGUUGGCUUUUUUGGGCGUGAUGGAGCCGUCUGGAGCUCUCAGUGCGGAGGCCCUGCGCGAGAGGCUGCUUCAGGGACUUGAGGCCGAGCAUGUGGAGGUAGAAGAUACUACCCCUGGGCGCUGUGCUACAAGCUUCAAAGUCCUGGUAGUUUCUCCACGUUUUCGAGGGAAAGCACUGUUACAGCGGCACCGACUGGUCAAUGAAAUCUUAUCUGAAGAGCUGAAAUGCAUUCAUGCCUUCGAGCAGAGAACACUGACCCCUGAACAAUGGGCAAAGGAACAAGAAGCUAAGUGAGACAGGCUUCCUCCUCUUCUUCGGUCACAAAAGCAGCAAACAAUCCAGAGACCAAAAACUCCGAGAUGAUAGAGAACCAGCUGUGAAUGGAACUUAACAAUGCAGGAAUUGCUUCAGUGGGAACACUAUGACAGUUUGAAAGAGCAUGAAGCAAAAAAUAAAACUGGAAAAAGUUUGAGAGAUAA